AGUCCCGCGCGGCGCCACCGCGACGAUGCUUCCGGCACCUCCUCCGUUCUCCCACGGCGACUUCGUCGGCGUUCUCUCCCGCUGCGCCACCCUCGCUCACCUGAAGCAGCUCCAUGCCCACUCCGUCGUCACCGCCCGCGCCGCCACGCAACCCACCACCUUCCACCUCCUCCGUUUCGCAUCCCUCCGCCUCUCCUGCCUCCCCUACGCCCGCCGCCUCUUUGACUCCACGCCCUAUCCCAAUGUCUUCCUCUACUCCGCCAUGCUCUCUGCCUACGCCGCCGCAUCCCCCGCGCAGGCGUACGCCCAGGACGCCCUCGCCCUCUUCCUCCGUAUGCUCCGCCGCGGCCGCUCCGCGCCCAACCAGUUCGUCUACCCGCUGGUCCUCCGCGCCGCCUGCGUCGUCGGCGUACAGCUGGUUAGGUCGAUCCAUUCCCACGCCUACAAGAGCGGGUUCCACGCGCAUGAUGUUGUAAGGACUUCGCUGCUUGAUGGGUACUCGAGGUAUGGCAUGAUGCUGGACGCACGAAAGCUGUUUGGUGGUUUGACCGAGAGGAAUGUGGUCUCCUGGACCGCGCUACUGUCCGGCUACACAAGGGCCGGGAAGGUCGGAGACGCGAUUGUUCUGUUUGAACGGAUGCCCGAGAGGGAUGUGGCUGCGUGGAAUGCGAUGAUCGCUGGCUGCACGCAGAAUGGAUUGUUUCUGGAGGCUCUGGGGAUUUGUAGCAGGAUGGUGGAAGAGGGGUUCCGGCCGAAUGGGACCACAGUUGCUUGUGUGCUGUCUGCAUGUGGGCACCUUGGGAUGCUGAAAAUCGGGAAGGUCAUCCAUGGUUAUGCGUGGAGGAGCUGUGUUGGUUUUGGCUCGUCUGUUGUGAAUGGGUUGAUUGAUAUGUAUGGCAAAUGCGGGACUUUGAAGGGGGCGAGGUGGAUGUUUGAUGAGUUUUCCGACAAGAGUCUGACCACAUGGAAUUGUCUGAUUAAUUGCCUUGCACUACAUGGGCACAGCAAGAGUGCAAUUGCUGUCUUCGGUGAGAUGAGGAACGCAGGAAUUGAACCUGAUGAGGUUACAUUUGUGGGACUGUUAAAUGCGUGCACCCAUGGUGGAUUUGUCGAUGAAGGGCUUAUGUACUUUGAACUCAUGUGCGAUGAGCUGAGAAUUGAGCCAGAGAUUGAGCAUUAUGGGUGUAUCAUUGACCUUCUUGGUCGAGCAGCACGAUUUGAAGAUGUAAUGAAUGUAAUCAAAGAUAUGAAAGUCCAACCAGAUGAGGUCAUUUGGGGGUCACUUCUCAAUGCCUGUAGGGUACACAGACAGCUAGAGCUUGCUGAGUUUGCUAUAAGAAAAUUACUGCAGUUGAACCCGGACAAUGUUAAUUAUGUUGUGAUGCUGGCAAACUUAUACAGUGAAGGUGGAUCCUGGGAACAGGUUACGAAGGUAAGGAAGCUGAUGCAGGAGGAUAUGGGCAAGAAAGUGCCUGGUUGUAGUUGGAUCGAGGUGGAUCGCAAGACACACAUGUUUUACUCUGGUGACGAUACUCAUCCUGUAUCAGAGGAUAUCUGUAACACUCUUGUGGAAUUAGUGGCCUCAAUGGAAAUGUGCCAGGAUUAAUUUCUUAUAGACGCAACAGGAGUUCUUCCUGUAUAGUAUUAUGAGAAGUAGACAUUACAGGCUGAAGCCUAAAUAGAAGAAAAGCCCGUGAGGAUUGAUUUGGAUAGAUUGAUAGUUUUAUUUUGAAAGUCGGAAACUUCUAUUCCGUAAGUGAAGUGGGGUAAAUUGAAAUUUUUGACCUAGGCUGAUUAGGAGUUAUGUUGGAUGUACGCAUGAAGGGACUGAUGUGUUACUAUUUCAUAGCGCAAUUGGUGCAUAAGGAGGGCAAAAAGAAAGGAGACGAUAGAAGCUAAAGAUGGAGUGUAGAACAAAUGACAGAAGUUGUCUAACAUUUCCAUGCAUGUAUUUCAGCAGGUGAUUCUUUCAAGGGAAAAGAAGACCCAAGUUAGCAGAUGCGUGUAGCUUCCAUAUCUUCCUGCUCAGAAUGUGUCAAAUGGCAGGAUCGGGGGAGGACAUGGGGAAAUGAGCACCGGACAUUGCUGUUGCAAUCUAGAUAGAAGAAAAAUGGAGGUCGAAAAGGAUGGUGCAGAUUAUAGAACAAACAUGCAAGGUACAAUGCAGUGCACCAACAGCGUGAGACGGGGAAUAAAAGUGCUCCUUUACACUCGACCAGAGAAUAAUUCCAGCGAUGCCUUGCCAUGUAAACUGUGAACCGUAUGUUUCACCAUGAUAUGAUCAAUCCAAAAGCAGAUAAAAUCUU
Molecule: messenger RNA, 2306 nt
Organism: Triticum dicoccoides
Lineage: Eukaryota; Viridiplantae; Streptophyta; Magnoliopsida; Poales; Poaceae
Product: pentatricopeptide repeat-containing protein At1g33350-like
Exons: 4
Coding region: 26-1606 (526 amino acids)
Biological process (GO): RNA modification
Molecular function (GO): protein binding; RNA binding
Source: RefSeq, a predicted model, not a curated record